CUGCCCGGGGACAAGAUGUAAUGCUAUACGAAGGCUGUUUCCGAUAGAGUUGGGUGAUAUCUCACAAAAAUUGGCAUCAUUAGCGCGGUUUGGUUUUGUUUGUGGUGGAUGAUAUUGAUGAUUAUGACAGCCCAUAUUUAGCGUGAGCUUGGAAAAGCCACUGUGUGGAACUCAUUCAAAUGUGUGACUGUGCAUAUAUGCAGGUCUUCAAGGCGAGCGAGGUGCUUGGGGACGGCCCCAGGUGUAGAGGUGUGAAUCUUUAACACACGAUGUUCGAUGACGUACUCGACUGGGAGAUCGUUUUACAUAUCGCAACUGAAAGGUAACGACACUGUGUAUUUAUGUCCUGCAAUCACAAUCGACUUCAACAGCGCCCUCCACGGCGAUGGAGCGUCCAUCUAUGGAUGAAAUGCAACCUUUACCAGCAAAUGUCAAGGACGAUGGACCUGAUGAGCCAAGUCCAUCUUCUGAAAAUCGACCGUCGAGACCCUGUGAUUUAUCUAAUACAUCCCUACAUAGCAGCAAUAAGUCCUCACCAACAAAUGAAAGCAAACCACAAGACAGUAGUCCGACGCACUCUUCACCCUAUGGGAACGUGUCUCUUGAGGCAUAUGCCAAAUCGCAGAAAGGUCAAGGAAGUCCGCAGUCCCAGAAGACAGGACCGGAUAAAGAUGAGUCUAAACCUCGACGGUGGAGAUGGUGUAAUCCAGUCCAUAUCUGCCUAGUUCUGGGAAUGGCAGUAGCGACCGGAAGUGUAGCCAUGACUGUGUGCGGAUACAUGUCCUAUCAAAUUGCCUUACGAACAGUCAUCGUAGGAAACGAGACAAUAACAACGAUUGAUAACGAAUUACAGAAAGACAUCGAUAAAUUCAGAACGUUUGGGCCCGUCCUUAUAGGUCUCGGGUCAUUUAUAUCAAUGUGUGCAUGUGUUUUAAUGUGCGAAGCACGGGACGAUAAGAAAAGAGAAGCACUGAAACAACUUGCAGAAGAUGAAGAGGACGAAGAUUACAUGACCAGACAAGAACACAUGUAUGCCUUGCAGCGCGAGGUCAUGGAAUGUGAAGCCAGACAUAAGAGUUGUCCUCUGUAUCGUGAGGCGCUGGUUAGUCAACACGCAAGACAUCUUGAAGAAGUAGCUUACGCGGAUGAAUCAUCACACAGUUCACCCGUGGUUCUGGUGCAUGGACCAAGUUUAGCAGAAGAGAAACGACGAAAUGAUUCACAGGAGUCUAAUGAGAGCGAAGCAGCUAAAGUAACUUUACUACGCGAACCUCCGAAAAUAGAGACGACGGACGUUACUAGUAUACCGACAUGUUCAAACUAUCUAGGACCAGAGACUGAGGUAGAAACGUCCUUCACUGCAAGCCCGCGGACAACCCGAAAGGGCAUUAUUUCGGCUUCGCCUCCAAUUCACCCGAAACACGCCAGACCCGAAAGACCGUCCAAUCUUCCACCAAUCAAGUCAAGAAGUGUCAAUGGUCCUAUUUCAUUUCACGGUGUUCCACCUGCACCAGGUGUGUGUCUUUGUGGUGAAGAGCCCACUAGGACGCCUUCUAAGGGUGGAAAGACAAAACGAGCUAAACGAGGCACCGAACGAAAGAAAGACAAAACUAUUGAGAACAAGACUACAGGGUCGGACUCGGGGUCAACAAAAAGUGUGCCGAAAUCUAGUAAAAGCGUAGCUUCACAGAAUACAGAUCUAGUAACACACGUUAAUCCUUUGCAUGAUAUUCCACUUGACAGUUUUCCUAGUAGCCAGAAGUCGCCUCACCGGACACAGACAAUGGACAAGCAUAGACCAAAAUCUACUGGUAUCGUUUCGUCAAGUAAUCGAUCAGGUGCUACUGCUUCGUUAGUACCCGUAGAAACACCACUAGAGAAUCGUUUGACUAGCUCGAAAGCAAGUAAGACUCAAGGUCAUAAAAACCCAGGGAGUGAUCCGGAAGACGUCUGGGUCAAGCAACAGACACAUGACCUGCCAAAUAAUAAUAAUGACACGAGUGGCAGUGACAAAAUUAUUUCUCAAACAGACGUAGGUGGCGCUAUUGGCAAUCCCGUUCCGGACACAAUGAUUAAUAUCAACGACAGAGCGUGUGAUAGCAACUCAAAUGUACCUUCUAUGUCUUCCAUCCAGCUCUCACCUAAAGCCACUCCCUCCAAUGCCGUGUAUGACGUCAUACAUGCAAAAUCGCCACAUGCGCAUUCGUCAAAAAGUGAAGUUGUUUUAUGAGAGCAAAGCUAUAUA
This is a messenger RNA of Lytechinus variegatus (green sea urchin), 2245 nucleotides long. RefSeq lists its product as uncharacterized. Lineage: Eukaryota; Metazoa; Echinodermata; Echinoidea; Temnopleuroida; Toxopneustidae. The record is from RefSeq and is a predicted model, not a curated record. The transcript has 3 exons. The coding region runs from base 386 to 2230 and encodes 614 amino acids.